GCGGGUCCACUGCCCGCCCCCCUCCUCGCCCCCUCCUCUCCCGGCGGGUGUCGGGCCGCUGCCCGAGGAGAGGCGGCGGUCCCCGCGGCGGCCGCAGAGGGGGCGGCGGCGGAGGGCGCCGCGGGCGAUGCCCCUGCCCGGCCGCUCCGGCGGGGGACGGCGCGAGCGGCGGCGGCGGCGGCGGGGGAGCAGGCGGGGGGCGGCGGCGGCGGCAGCAGAGGGGCAGAGAGCUGGCGGCGGAGGCGGUGAAGGGCAUCGGCGGCGGCGGUGAUGGCAGCACUGAUCUGAAGAUGGAAAGAGCCAGGCGAAGGGGAGGCGGCAGUGGCCGCGGCCGCGGCGGCAAGAAUUUAGGGGGCUCUGGCCUAAGCAAGAGUAGACUCUAUCCCCAGGCCCAGCACUCCCACUACCCCCACUACGCGGCUUCAGCCACCCCUAAUCAGGCUGGGGGCGCCGCAGCCGAAAUCCAGGAGCUGGCCUCCAAACGAGUGGACAUCCAGAAAAAGAGGUUUUACCUAGACGUGAAGCAGAGCUCCAGGGGCCGGUUCCUCAAGAUAGCCGAAGUCUGGAUAGGGAGAG
This is a messenger RNA of Manis javanica (Malayan pangolin), 576 nucleotides long. The record is from RefSeq and is a predicted model, not a curated record. NCBI's taxonomy places the organism in Eukaryota, Metazoa, Chordata, Mammalia, Pholidota, Manidae.